ACGGUGGGAGUACUUCCUAGCGCUUGUGCGCCUUGCUCUACCAGGCCUAGAUUCGAUCGGAGUCGAUGGCGAACGCCGGGCUGCGUGCCUACCGGGAGGUGCUGCGGCUGGUGCGGCGGCUGCCUGCCGACGCGCGGCCCUAUUACGCCAAGUACGCCCGCGAGAACUUCGUCAACUACCGCCACCUAUCUACCGACGACGACCUCGCCGGCCUCCUCCGCCGCGCGCAUGCCCACUCCGCCUGGGUCCUCUCCAAGUACUCCAUCGACGCCGCCGAGGCGGCAGGGCGUCUCAAGGAGAUCUGCGGCGAGCGCGGUGCCGAGUGAGGGGAGGAUCGUGGCAGCGGGCCGUGGCGCGGUGCCGGUGGUGCGUGCACGCAAGGUGUUCGGCCAUAUGACUCUGUAGUGGUUUUAAGUUAUUAUCUGCCCGAACAGGGUGAGCUGCCCUGUUCUGUUCUGCCUCUACUGUGCUGUUUUAGAGCUGGGCGCUUCCAUGUUUCCAAAUGUUCUACGGUAGUGGGAAAUAAGAUCAACAUUCAGCUUC
Messenger RNA from Hordeum vulgare subsp. vulgare (domesticated barley), 543 nucleotides. Its product is annotated as LYR motif-containing protein At3g19508. The transcript has 2 exons. The record is from RefSeq and is a predicted model, not a curated record. The coding region runs from base 66 to 326 and encodes 86 amino acids. Lineage: Eukaryota; Viridiplantae; Streptophyta; Magnoliopsida; Poales; Poaceae.